ACCGGCCUAAAGCAGCAGCAGGAUGUUCGCAGGCUCAGCCUCUGUGCAAGGAAACAUGAGCAGGCGCAGAUAUUCAGAGUCCCGGGCCGCCGGAUAAAACCAGAGGAGGAGACGGCGGUCCGUGUGGUUGGAGCUCAGAGACUCAGGCGGGGAACAUGUGAGCGGGGCAUGGGCGGCUGGGAGCGGGAUUAUUGUUCAGCACAGCCGAGAGACGCAGGAGGGAGCCGGGGAAGGAGAGACGCGGGGACAGUUUUCCUCCACGAACAUUUGGAUUCGAGCGCAGCAGAGAGAUCUGCGGACCGAGCGGCCAAAGAUGAACACCGUUGUGUUUAACAAGCUGAGCAGUCAGGUCCUGUUUGAGGAGAAGGCGAAGGAAGUGGAAAUGAGCAGCAGAAAUUACCUGGAGGUCAUCGACGGCCAACAUCCAGACCUCCUCUGCAGCAGCCCGGCCAUCAGAGACAGCCAGGCGGCCAGACACAGGCGGAGCGGGGGUCGUCCCAGCGGCAGCAAAGUGCGACACAAGCGCCAGGCCCUGCAGGACAUGGCGCGGCCGCUCAAGCAGUGGCUCUACAAGCACAGAGACAACCCGUACCCGACCAAGACGGAGAAAAUCCUGCUGGCGCUCGGCUCGCAGAUGACUCUGGUCCAGGUGUCCAACUGGUUCGCCAACGCCAGGAGACGCCUGAAGAACACGGUGAGGCAGCCGGACCUGAGCUGGGCGCUCCGGAUCAAACUGUACAACAAAUACGUUCAGGGCAACGCCGAGAGGCUGAGCGUCAGCAGCGACGACAGCUGCUCCCAAGAUGGAGACAACCCUCAGAGGACACAGAGCGGCCCUGAGGAUCUCACCAAGCCCUUGUACCAGAGCGUCAUCAAGAAGGAGGGCUCCCCCAUGGUGGGCGUGGCCAUCGGCAUGGACCCAGGGCUGCGUUCUGCCGUGGAGGCCGAGGACUACGUGUCUCCACCCAAGUACAAGAGCAGCUUGCUGCACCGUUACCUGAACGACUCUCUGCGGCACGUCAUGGUGGCCAACGCUGUCAUGGACGCUCGCAAGAGGAACCACUCUGGCUCCUUCAGCUCCAACGAGUUCGAUGACGAGCUGCUGUCGCCAUCGUCCUCUGAAGCUGAGGCCCACUUCGUCUAUCGAGCCGAAGCCACAGACCAUGGAUCAAGUCAACAUGACAAGGGCAACGGUGGCGUCGCAGCGACGCAGAAGGAGAAGGUGAAGGCCAAAGAUGAGACGUACUGGAAGGAGAUCAACGCCGCCAUGGCCUUGACCAACUUGGCUCAGGGGAAGGACAGCGUCUCCGGGACAACCAGCUGCAUCAUCCAGAAGUCCUCCCAUAUAGCUGAGGUGAAGACUGUUAAAGUGCCAUUGUUGCAAAAGUUUUAGCUACAAUUUGUCUAUGCAAUGCAGAAGCAUUUCUCUCAGUAAACUUGAUGGAGUCGUUAAAACUCUCUGUGACAUUUAAAGAUCUGGUGCUUAAGGAGGAAAGUGGGCUUGUGAAGAAAAAAUAUGUUUUGGUGUUUCUGAAACUGUUAAAAUGAUAGGUUCCUUUAAAAAAAAAUUGUAUGUUAACUUAUUGUUUUGAGUCUUUUUAUUGCUACAAAUAUAUUUUCCGAAGUGCCUUUGUUUUCAGCAGUUUGCUCACUGAUUGUGCGCAAUGGAACAUAUGAUCACAGAGAUUUGUGAAGGAAUGUUUUGUCGAGUGCAGGCUCUUAGUCGGUAUUAUUCAGGAUUUGUCCCUUGUAACAUUAUGUGCCUUAAGAACAGAGUGAGCUCAUUGGCAUUGAUGAACUCAAAUAGCAUGCAUCUGCACAGGAACUGUUCCUAUUUUGACUGGAGUUUCCAUUUGGGCUGUAAACAGAGCUCUGCUUUGUGACUGCUCAACACGUUUCGAAGCAAAGAGUUUUGUCCAACUCGUCCGCCUCUUAACAUUGGAUUCUAUCAGCCGCUGAAGAAUUUUUAUCUUAUUGAGUCGUGUAUCUGCCGAAACGUGCACAAGCUCUCAGCUGGACCCAAAGCCGCUAAUCGCCCACGUGGCCGGGCCAAUAAAGUCGAGCAAAAGACCGCAGUGACCUAAAAGGGAUAUUUUUACUUUACUUUAUCAGUCUGCCAUUUGAAGUGUGGUAGCUUCCCUCCCUCCCCCUUUUUUGUUGCAAAGAACAGGAUGGUGUGGAGUAAAAAAAACACGAACCCAAAAAGCCAAGCUCUGCUCCCUCUCUGCCUUUUGAUCCACAGCCUCCCCAGAUGUUCGACAUUACAUUUAAAUUGCUGUUUACAAGAAGCCUGAGGACAGGCUUAAAAAUGUAACUUUCUCUUCCAUGGCCUCUUUCUGUCCUGCACAGUAUUAUUUCUUUGUCAGCCAAGUGUUUAAAGCAUUUAUUAUGGCUGCCUGUGUGUGUCUUGUGUCGGUUUUGAUUAAAACUGUCUCGUCUAACUGUGUUGCUUUAAAAUCAUCUCCGUCACCCAGUGGAAAGAAUCCGCUUCUGAGAAAGUGAUUACUGCAGUUGCACCUGAUUUUUAGCUUUAAGGACGUCUUGGAGGUAGUGCUGGUUUGCCUGAAAAUGAACGUUUUGUAUUUACAGUUGUCUGACGGCCGUGAUGAAGGUCUUUAAAAGAGAACAAAACUGCACAAUUACUUUUUUUCUUUUUUUUUUACCAUGCAUUGAAUGUUUAACCAGACGUUCACGGCUACACAGGCGUUUUUAACAAAGAAAAGUCAAAGAAACAGAUCUUUUGGUUAUAUCAGUUUGUGUAUACAUGGAAGUAGUUUGUAAUUAAUCACACCGAACCUCAGGCUCUGUUUGUAUAUGCACUCGAGACGUUGGCGUGUUUUUCAGCCAGCUGAUCCAGGCGCCGGCAGAACUGAAUCCACGGCUCGCGUUUCAGUUUGCAGCUCCCAGCCUCUGAGCCGCUCACGCCUCGCACAAAGGCCGCGUGCUGGUGACGGAGGCAGAAAAAGGUGAAGGGGAGUUCAAAGGCAGCAACAGGAACACCAGAUGUAUAAGCAAAUGGGCUCCACAGCCAUGACCCGGGUACUGUAACGCUCUCCAGCACAAACUCUGCUCUUAACCACGCUGAGAGAUAUGAAAAUGUGUGUUUUGUAAUGUAUAAAUUAUUGCAUUGAAAAAGCAAUGAAAGUGGUGACCGUUACUUGUCUCUUAUUGUUAAUUUAUAUGAACAAAUUCUUUUUUUUUUUUUAUUUUGAUAAAGACUGGAUUUUCCAUCCAAUGAUCAGAUUUAUAUCUUCUUGUACUGUUUCAUUUGCCUUUCUGUAAAAUGUGUUUGAUAAACUAUUGUUUCUUGGUGAUGAUAAAUAAACA
Molecule: messenger RNA, 3327 nt
Organism: Poeciliopsis prolifica (blackstripe livebearer)
Lineage: Eukaryota; Metazoa; Chordata; Actinopteri; Cyprinodontiformes; Poeciliidae
Product: homeobox protein Mohawk-like
Exons: 7
Coding region: 314-1393 (359 amino acids)
Biological process (GO): cell development; regulation of transcription by RNA polymerase II; muscle organ development
Cellular component (GO): nucleus
Molecular function (GO): RNA polymerase II cis-regulatory region sequence-specific DNA binding; DNA-binding transcription factor activity, RNA polymerase II-specific
Source: RefSeq, a predicted model, not a curated record